Arachis ipaensis is the source of this 450-nucleotide messenger RNA. The record is from RefSeq and is a predicted model, not a curated record. Lineage: Eukaryota; Viridiplantae; Streptophyta; Magnoliopsida; Fabales; Fabaceae.
AUGGUGGCUGUGAGUGAGAUUCGCAAGGUUCAAAGGGCAGAAGGCCCUGCAACUGUAUUGGCGAUUGGCACAGCAAAUCCAUCAAAUUGUGUUGAUCAGAGUACAUAUGCAGAUUAUUAUUUUAGAGUAACCAAUAGCGAACACAUGACCGAUCUCAAGAAGAAGUUUCAACGCAUUUCAAAGAAUGAUAAUUUAAAGAUUGUAAUCUUCUUGUUAUUAUUUUUUGUAAGCAACAAAAGCGAACAACUGAGUUCCGCAGACUAUAUAUGCGAAAUCAUAAGAAACCAUUUGGCCAAUCUUAAUAAGUAUCGUGAUCAACGUGACAGGCCAGAUCUUUCAGCUCCGGAGAGCUUGCAACUGUAUCUGGAUACAAAGUUUGAGCAGCUGAAAAUUGCAACAGAACUCGAACUUUGGAAGCUUUUAAAUCUGUUGAAGAAAUACAUGGACUGA